This is a messenger RNA of Hansenula anomala, 1524 nucleotides long. RefSeq lists its product as uncharacterized. Gene Ontology annotation, biological process: transmembrane transport. Gene Ontology annotation, molecular function: transmembrane transporter activity. Bases 1 to 1524 code for a protein of 507 amino acids. NCBI's taxonomy places the organism in Eukaryota, Fungi, Ascomycota, Saccharomycetes, Phaffomycetales, Wickerhamomycetaceae. Gene Ontology annotation, cellular component: membrane. The record is from RefSeq and is a predicted model, not a curated record. The transcript has 3 exons.
AUGAACAAUAACCUCAAAAGUGACACUGAAAAACCAGAAGUUGAGUUUGUGGAAGACAUAGCUCCAAAUAGUGAUAGAGAUGUUUCAUCCUCUAUUGUUAAUGAUGAUGCUGAUGAUUUCUCAGAUAUUAACGAGAAGAAAGUUUUAAGAAAAAUGGAUCUUCAUCUUAUACCAUUAUUAGCAUUGUUAUAUUUGAUUUCAUUUAUUGAUCGUGGUAAUGUGGGAAAUGCUAGAAUCGAGGGAAUAACUGUUACUUUGAAACUUACAGAAGAUGAAUUCAAUAUUUGUGUCACUAUUUUUUUCAUAACAUAUGCCCUUUUUGAAAUCCCUUCAAAUAUCUUGUUAAAGAAAAUUGGUAGACCAUCAAUUUAUAUCCCAUCUAUAAUGGUUGCUUGGGGAAUUGUUAUGACUCUGAUGGGGUGUGUUCAAAACUUUGGUGGAUUUUUCGCAUCAAGAUUGAUUCUAGGAAUAUGUGAGAGUGGACUUUACCCAGCAGUCUCUUAUUACCUUACUCAUUAUUAUUGUAAAAGAGAGAUGCAAUUUAGACAAGCUUUGUUUUAUGGUUCUGCAACCACUGCUGGUGCAUUUUCAGGUUUAUUAGCUUUUGCAAUUGCCAAAAUGAAUGGUGUUGGAGGUUAUGAAGGUUGGAGAUGGAUUUUCAUUAUUGAAGGGUUGUUAACUAUUGUUGUUGCUAUUUGUUCUUAUUUUUUGUUGUAUGAUUAUCCAGAAACUGCUAGUUUUUUCACUGAAAGGGAAAGAAAAUUUGUCAUUUGGAGAUUAAAGAAUGAUUCCAAUGCAACAACAUCCUCUGCUAAAUUAAUUGAUAAUACAGAUGAAUUAGAAGCAUUUAAGGCAGUACUAAGGGAUUGGCAAUGUUAUCUUACAAUGCUCAUAUUCAUUUUCAAUACUUCAUGCUCAUAUGGUAUUUCCCUUUUCUUACCUGCAACAAUUAAAGCUAUGGGUUAUAGUAAUUCUCAAGCUCAAUUGUUAACAAUUCCAAUUUUCAUUGUUGGUUCAAUGUGUACCAUUGUUCAGUCCCAUUUUUCUGAUAAGCUUGGUGUAAGAUCAAUAUUUAUUAUUGUUGAUUUCAUUAUUGUUAUUGUUGGAUUCAUCAUGGCCAUUGUAGGGCAAGAAACAGGACAGUAUAAAGUUAUUUAUGGUGGUGUGUUUCUUGGUGUUAUUGGACUUUAUUCUGGUUUCCCAGGUAUUGUUACGAUUCAUGCAAAUAAUUUGGCAAACUCUAAUAAGAGAGCUAUUGGUAUGGCAUUCCAAUGUGGAUUUGGUAAUUUUGGAGGUGUAUUUGCUGCAAACUUUUAUAAGCCAACUAAAUUAACAUUGGGUCACUCUUUAGAAUUGGGAUUUUCCACAAUGGGGUUAUUAUGUACACUAGUACUUGUGUUUUCUUAUAAUUUAUCCAACAAGAGAAACUUGAAGGCUUUGGAAAAUGGUGAAUUUGAUGAUGUUAGUGAUUUGGAAUUUUUCAGAAUGGGAGACAAAUCACCUUAUUACAAAUACAGAUUAUGA